AUGAGACGCGAGCAAAAUGCAAAGAGUAUCGUAAAACGCGCCGCGGAGCUCUAUAUUCAGUCGGCGACCUGCGUGCUACAUGCACGUGUCGUCCUUGCGUUGACAUCGAGCCCAGGGGAACGGCGAUACAGCAUAAUGAUGUUACUUGGAUGGUGUUUAUUUUCUAACCUCGGUACUGCAACGUGUAUUCGGCACGCCCCAUGCAAGAUAACGUUACAACUUGUCGCCAACUACAUAUCAGAAGCAGCUGGUAGUGACUUCUGCAGAGCGCGCAUCGUCAUGAGGGUAAAGCACAGUGUGGUACGACGGGAGAAGGUGCAUCGCCUAAACCCGAGUGUUUCGAAUAUUCUCUAUUCUUGUAAUCGUGUGAUACGUUUUGGUGCUCAAAGCCCCUGCCGCGCUGGCAUUGUGUCGCCUCGCUCGAGCCUCGUGUAUCACGCAACCGCAGCUCUUCGGCAAGAAUGCUUUAUGCGAUUGAGUGGAGAGCCUUCAGAUGAGGAGUGCGUAACUUCGGACGAAGGCGAAUUGCUGGAAUUAUGGAAAGUGCACAUAGACCUUCAUGGACCAACAGGAUUAACGCUUCUCGAACAGGGCCAACAGCCAGGAGACUAA
Molecule: messenger RNA, 612 nt
Organism: Fomitiporia mediterranea MF3/22
Lineage: Eukaryota; Fungi; Basidiomycota; Agaricomycetes; Hymenochaetales; Hymenochaetaceae
Exons: 4
Coding region: 1-612 (203 amino acids)
Source: RefSeq, a predicted model, not a curated record